Molecule: messenger RNA, 1026 nt
Organism: Penicillium concentricum
Lineage: Eukaryota; Fungi; Ascomycota; Eurotiomycetes; Eurotiales; Aspergillaceae
Product: bifunctional triacylglycerol lipase/ester hydrolase
Exons: 4
Coding region: 1-1026 (341 amino acids)
Biological process (GO): lipid storage
Cellular component (GO): lipid droplet
Molecular function (GO): lipase activity
Source: RefSeq, a predicted model, not a curated record
AUGGCACCCGAAAUUACCCCAAACAUCUUUCUCACCACCACAGGUUCUCCGUCAGACCAGAAGACGACAAUCUUCUUCAUCUCCGGCAACCCGGGUCUGAUCGGCUACUACCACCCGUUCCUCUCUCUACUCUCAAAGUAUCUAGACGAGCCAAAAGACCAACAUUCACCAAGCUUACCAUCAUUUCAAAUCUACGGCUGUUCUCUCAGUGGCUUUGAAAUCGACGAACACCAGCCCUCACCGUCACAGAACAAUGGCAUCGAUCUCGAUCUUGAAGAUCAGAUCUGCUUUGUUCAGGGAAAGCUCGCUGCACUGGUGGGAGAUGAAGCCAACGGUAACGGUAAAUAUAAAAAUACCUUGAAUGCCGGAACCAGACAGAAAGUCAUCCUAAUCGGACACUCCGUUGGCGCAUAUAUCGCCAUGGAAAUUUUACGACGACACCGCGAGGAAAGCCCAGAAAGUGGCUUUGAUAUCGUCGGCGGAGCAAUGCUCUUCCCGACUGUCAAGGACAUCGCAGCAUCGCCUUCGGGACAGAAAUUGACGACUCUACUAUCAAUCAUUCCACGUCUUGCUGUGGUGGUUAGUUUCCUCGCCCGACUACUUACAUUCCUGCUCCCGGUAUCGCUUCUUCGAUCUGUGGUCCGGCUCGUCAUGGGUGAUCCUCCCGUUCAUGCUUUGGACACUACGUGUGCUUUUUUGAAAAGUCCGCGUGGUGUGCGGCAAGCUUUAUAUAUGGCUGCUGAUGAAAUGCGGACUAUCACUUCGGACAAAUGGAGUGAUGAUGUCUGGGGCGCUGCAUCGGCGCGUGAGCCUAUCGCUAAGCUGUUUUUCUAUUUUGGUCGUAAUGAUCACUGGGUAGCUGAUCAGACGAGGGAUGAGAUUGUUGCGGUGCGCGGGCGAAAGGGAGGACAAGAUGGACCGACUAUGGUUGUUUGUGAAGACGGAUUACCGCAUGCCUUUUGUUUGAAACACAGUGAUGUGAUGGCGCGAAAGGUUGCGGAGAUGAUUGGGCAAAUUGUGGCCUGA